Messenger RNA from Anopheles funestus (African malaria mosquito), 1218 nucleotides. RefSeq lists its product as uncharacterized. Lineage: Eukaryota; Metazoa; Arthropoda; Insecta; Diptera; Culicidae. The record is from RefSeq and is a predicted model, not a curated record. The transcript has a single exon. Bases 1 to 1218 code for a protein of 405 amino acids.
AUGCAGAUUUUCGAACUCAACACCGUCACGUACGGACUUUCGCCAUCAUCAUUCUUAGCUACGCGCACCUUGCUUCAGCUCGCAGAUGAUGAAGGUGCACACUAUUCGAAUGCACAAGCUGCCCUGAAACGAAACUUUUACGUAGAUGAUUUCAUUGGUGGUGCCAACACGAUAGAAGAUACUUUCCGUCUUCGUCAGGAGCUAUCGGAUCUACUUGCGAAAGGUGGAUUCGAGUUACGCAAGUGGACAUCGAAUCAUCUAGGCGUUCUCAGCGGUUUAAGUGCUGAUCAAAUCGGCACCCAGUCAUCGUUGCAGUUCAUUCCCAAUGAAACGGUGAAAACACUCGGCAUCUCCUGGAAACCAGAAUCUGAUGAGCUGUGCUUUGAUUCGAACGUUUGUGUUGAAUCAACAUCCUCAACGAAGCGAUCCAUACUGUCAUGCAUCGCGAAGAUGUAUGACCCGCUUGGACUGAUUGCACCUGUAUUGGUCCGUGCAAAGCUACUGAUGCAAGAAUUAUGGCUGCUGAAAUCCGGCUGGGAUGAUCCCGUUCCCGAGCAGAUCUACAACAAAUGGACAACGAUUAGUGAUGAAUGGCAAUCUUUAUCUACGUAUAAAACUAAUCGUCAUGUUCUUUUACCUAAUUCACAAGUAGAACUCCACACGUUCACCGACGCCUCCGAAGCAGCUUACGGAGCCUGUAUCUACGCGCGUUGCAAGAACGCGGAAGGAGAAAUACGGAUCAGCUUACUGGCGUCGAAGUCCCGAGUAGCACCUCUUAAACGCGUCACACUGCCGAGACUCGAACUCAACGCAGCUGUUUUGGGCGCCCAUCUCCAGCACCGGGUCCAGAAGGCGAUGCAGAUCGAUAGCGUCGAGUCCUUCUUCUGGUCUGAUUCAACUGUAACGCUGAAAUGGAUAGCAUCUCCACCCAAUACAUGGAAGACAUUCGUGGCGAACCGUGUCGCUGAAGUGCAGCGCUAUUCUCAUCCGCGACAAUGGCGACACGUUCCUGGUUCCAGCAACCCUGCCGAUUUGGUCUCUCGCGGCAUGUCGGCAGCGAAUUUCCUUAAGAGUCGACAGUGGCACUCCGGUCCGGAUUGGCUAGCUCUUCCUGCAUCGUCAUGGCCCAGCUCGAAUCCUGAUUCCAUCGACGGAGUGGAUCUAGAAAUCCGUCAGGUUGGUGCGUAUAAUUGGGUAUUGCGUACGUUUUGCGCGUAA